AUGUGUUGUAUAUCAUUUGAUACAUCGAGAAGGAACAGUGAAAAGGCUCCUUCGUCAAAGAAUGGGUAUGAAUUGAAAAAAAAAAUUAAAGAUUUGGAAUUGCAACUAGAAUAUGAAAUAAAUCGACACGACAACGAGAUUAAAGAAAAAGAGGAAUGCAUAAGAACGCUUGAAGAAAAAGUGAACGCGCUAGAGAAUUCGAAAAGGGAGUCCGAAGAAAAAGAUGAAGCGAUAUUAAGUAUGAGUGAGCAGCUACUCAUACUGUCAAACAAACACGAUGUUUUGGUAAAAGAAUCCAAGUUGCAAGAAGAAGAAUUGAAACAUUUAAAAAAUAAGAAAAAGUAUCGAAAUGACAAAACUAAUGAAUUUAUAAUAACGUUGAAAAAACAAAAUGAUGAUUUUAAAAAAGAAAUAGAAAAUUUAACUGACAAAUAUGCUAACUUAUUUAAGGAAAAUACUGACCUUAAGUGUUCGUCGAAAUUGAUUCAAGCACAGUUGGAGGACACACAAAAAAAUUUGGAACUCGUUAAGAAACACAGCAUGGAGGAUUUCGAUGAGAAGAGCGCAAUUAAAAUUCUAAACCUUGGAACCGAAUUAGUUCAUAAGAGGAAUUCUAAUAAAGAUUUUAACGAGGAUAAUGGGUUCAAAAUGGAGAUGGAGUAUAAAGAUAUGAUAAUAAAAAAAUUGCUACGAAAUAGAAUGAUUAUGGAAAUGACUAAAAUGGAUAGAAAAAAUUGUGAUGAUAACUAUAAGGAGAAUGGCAAUACAAGUGGAAAAGGAUGUCAAAAGGAAGAAGAAUUAAAAAAGAAUGAUUCAAUUAAUCACAAUGGGGAACAGCUUAUCACUUAUGAAAAAAAAUUGGAGGAACUAUACCAAAAAUGUAUAGAUUCACAAAUCGAUAACGAUAAGUUGAAGAAAAAAAUUAAAACAUUGAAUGAUCAUAUUAAUGACCUUAAAAAGGAAAAUACGGAUUUGAUGGGAAUAAUCGAUACCUUGAAGGAAUACAUAAGUAAAGCCCACCGGGAGGACGUGAAUGUUCAACAAUUCGAUGACCUGAUAAACAACCUGCUUAAAGAAAACUCAACCUUAAAUAAUGAAUUGUCAAAGCAAAAAAGGAAGAACAUGGCGGACACCUAUUUCUUCAAUAAGGAACUGCAACUAAUACAAAGUGACAAAUUGAAAAUUAUCGAAAAAUUUGAUGAAUCUCAUGUUAUGAACUUCCCACAUUUAUAUGAACCAUUGACCGUAACUCUUAAUGAAUCACAACAUGAGUAUCUUAACAAAACGAAUGGGAAUCGUGAAACAGCACAAGAUCACACACAGGUUAAAAAACCAAUUAUAAAUAAGGAUGAAAAAGAGACUGCGAAAAUUUCCCAUUUGGUGAAGUCCAACCAGACAAUAAUCACUGAUGAGUUGGUUCAUACCUACAUGGAGGAUUAUAUGAAAAAUGUUCAAAACAAAAAUUGA
Plasmodium gonderi is the source of this 1467-nucleotide messenger RNA. RefSeq lists its product as hypothetical. The transcript has 12 exons. The record is from RefSeq and is a predicted model, not a curated record. Bases 1 to 1467 code for a protein of 488 amino acids. NCBI's taxonomy places the organism in Eukaryota, Apicomplexa, Aconoidasida, Haemosporida, Plasmodiidae.